Molecule: messenger RNA, 963 nt
Organism: Canariomyces notabilis
Lineage: Eukaryota; Fungi; Ascomycota; Sordariomycetes; Sordariales; Chaetomiaceae
Exons: 6
Coding region: 200-703 (167 amino acids)
Cellular component (GO): nucleus
Source: RefSeq, a predicted model, not a curated record
UCAUGCCAUCCUUUGAGGAUGGGUUGGAACCAGAGGCCCUGUGAACAAUUGAGGAGAUAGGACCUAUCGUCUACUUCGAACCUUAAAACGUCUUUGGAAAGAGGGGUGCUUCUCUCAGGUAAAAAUUCACACUUUGCUCAAUUCAACACACUUGACAUCGUAGCGCAACACCGCAUCCCACUUACGAAACACCCUUAAAAUGGAACCAGAUACAGCGGCGACCCAUGACGAGAUCUGGGAAGAUUCGGCGCUCGUGGAAUCCUGGAACCAAGCACUAGAGGAGUACAAGAAAUACCACAGCAUCCACGCCAGAGGAGGCACAGUCGACGACAUAGUACCAAACGGCCAAGAUGACGAAAAGACACUACAGAACGCCAAGCCUGGAACGGGAGACACUGGUGAACAACCUAUGGCGCCGGAGGAGGACGAGGCAGAGGACAGCGUCCCAAUGGACGAGAGCGACGAGAAAUCAUACCCGACAAUUUCGGAUGCGCAAAAUUCCGUAGAUGCGAAGAAGGACGAUGGACCGGUAGCAGCAGGCGGGCCUCCUGCAUUAGGCCCGCAGACCCUUCUGGGGACCAUCCAGGAUGAAGAGCUCAAAAAGCUCUUGAUGUCGUGGUACUACGCAGGCUAUUACACGGGUCUCUAUGAAGGCAAACAGCAAGGGCUCCAGCAAGCAGAACAACUCCGCAAGAGUUCUUGACGACUCUAGAUUGCCUUGUUUAUUACAAUCAGUUCACCAGGCCGAUCAGCCCAUUGAUUUCUUUUCAUGAUCGUGGUGUUAGUGAGAGCCUAACAAAAAGUCGUCUGAAACGGGAGGCAAAAUCCACGCACUAAGGCCGGGAAUUUUCUGCGCCAAGCCUCUUCUUUGCUUGGCGCCCCGCUCCCCACUAGCCUCCCCCACAACUCUGCAGGGAAGUAACUUCGUACCUGCAGCCGGAUCACCUUGCAAACGCCCAUCUG